CACGUAGUGGUGAAACGGUGCAAGUAAAUGUUACUUUCUUUGUUGUAUAUUAGAGUGCUCCUUGUUUCUCUAAAAAUGUAUGCUAUUGUAUUCAGAUCAGAAAAUGAUAAAAUUAAUAACUAUGUGAAAAUCUUAAUUAGUUAAACUAGUGACCUCCGAAACAUGGAUCACAGGAAAGAAUCAACUAUAAAAUUUAUUCUACAUGUACUUCGUGUGUGAGUCUACAUUUGAUAGAAGAGGUACAUAUGGCGCAAGCGUGCGUUGUAGUUGUUCCUUGUCCCUCAAAACUAACUGUCAUAUUACAAUACUCGACAAACAUUUAUAUUGAUAUUACUUAAUUCUAAGUCUUAUAUUUAAAUUAUAAAAUGAUAUUUUGAACUGUAUUAAAUAUAACAACGAAACUAAUAAAUGAAGUAAUAUGAAGGAAAAACAUAGCGCACCUGUUUGAAUGCAGUACCGAUUGAAAGUUGAAACGAAGGUUAGGAUGAGAAGUAUUGUUAAUAUUUUGAAGAUCUUUGUCGCCUUUUGUUAUGACUAUGCACGAGGAUUGUCGUACACUAUCAUUACGAUUUUGAUUUUGGGUUAUUGCUUACAUCCGGCAAGAUUUCCGUCACAUUACACUUAUAUAAAAACGGAAGAUAUUUACGAUGAAAUGGAAAGAUCUUAUCCAGCGAGAGAUAAUUCGUGUAUGAUUACAAUCAAUCCCCGAAGAUCUUCUCAGUUACUUUAUCCUGAGGAACAUCCUCGAGAACAUCCUGUGGCAAUGGCACGGCGUCUGGGUAUAUUACCUGGGGGGCAAUGGAAACCAUUAAAUUGUCAUCCUCUUUUCAACGUGGCCAUUAUUUUACCGUAUAGAAAUCGUCAAACUCAGCUCACUAUUUUUAUGAAUUAUAUUCAUCCUUUUCUGCAAGCUCAAAACCUUGAUUACAGAAUAUUUGUCAUAGAACAAAGUCCAGUGCGUGAGUUUAAUCGUGCUAAACUUUUCAAUGUUGGAUAUGCAGAAGCAACUAAAAUGAAUGAUUUUCACUGCUUCAUUUUUCAAGAUAUAGAUUUAAUACCCCAGAAUCCUGACAACAUUUAUGCCUGUACUAAAAUGCCUAGACAUAUGAGUUCAAGUGUAAAUACAUUCCGUUACAACUUGCCAUAUAGUGGUUUGUUUGGUGGAGCAAUUGCAUUAACUCGUAAACAAUUUGAAAGAGUUAAUGGGUUCUCUAAUGUUUUCUAUGGAUGGGGUGGAGAAGAUGAUGAUUUUUAUAGUCGUUUACAAUCAAAAGGUCUUCAAGUUACACGUUUUGGACCUGACAUUGCUCAGUAUUACAUGUUAAUACACAACAAAGAACCUCCAAGCAGUGCUCGAUUUGAAAAUCUUGAGAAUAGUGCUAAAAGGUAUGAUACUGAUGGAAUUAGUAAUUUAGAAUACAGAGUUUUAAAUCAUCAAUUAAGGCCACUAUAUUCUUGGAUUUUAGCAGAUGUUUAGUUCCAAUUUUUUUUUACUUUCUGUUCACUGCACUUUAAUUUAUUAAUCAUAUAAUAUAUUUUUACCUUGAAGAACUGAAAUUAAUUUUGGUAAUAAUUUAGUUAGUAAUUGGUAAUUCAUAAAGUUAUUUUAAUUAUGCAUAAUUUUAUUUAAAGUAAUUUUAACUAUUUAAUUUUUUUAAGUUACAUAUAUCAUUUUAAUGUUAUCAUAAUAUUUUGUUCAUAUAAUUCUGUACAAAUCGAAGAAUAUAGUUCUUUUGAUAUUCUGUUGUGUCAAACCAAAUAUAAUAAUAUAAUUAGACAAAACCAGUGCAAUUUUGAGAAACAAAAAACGAUAAUAUCGUGUAAUAUGAUAUUAAAAUUCUGGUAGAUUUAAAACUUUUAUUAAUAAUUUAUUUUCUAAAUAUUAUAUAAUAUAUUUAAAAAACCAAUAUAAAUAUAUUUUUUAAUUAUGUUCCUGUUUGAAGUAAUGUCACUUUAGAGUUUGCUAUUUUAAGCAAACACAGAUUUAAUAGUACAAAAAUCGUUUAUAUAAACAUUAUGAUUUGUUCCUUUAGUAAUACUUACGUGUCAAAAUAUUAGUGUAAUUGUGUAAAUCUUUUUUUAAUAUAUUAUGAUUUAAUUGAAUAA
This is a messenger RNA of Frieseomelitta varia, 2106 nucleotides long. Its product is annotated as beta-1,4-N-acetylgalactosaminyltransferase bre-4-like. The record is from RefSeq and is a predicted model, not a curated record. Gene Ontology annotation, biological process: carbohydrate metabolic process; glycosphingolipid biosynthetic process. Gene Ontology annotation, molecular function: N-acetyl-beta-glucosaminyl-derivative 4-beta-N-acetylgalactosaminyltransferase activity. The coding region runs from base 449 to 1477 and encodes 342 amino acids. The transcript is spliced from 2 exons. NCBI's taxonomy places the organism in Eukaryota, Metazoa, Arthropoda, Insecta, Hymenoptera, Apidae.